CAACUACAACUUUUUCUUUAUUAUUUCCAUGCCACGAAUGAGAUUUUAAUGAAGACGAUCUGGAUUUCUUUAUUGCACAACUUCAGAAAGUAUUUUAUUUAAUUAGUCUAAUAAAGACCCCACAAAAGGAUUUGGUGAUCUCUUUGCUCGACUUCAGCCGUUUUCUUAAACGGGAUCGGACACACAGCACGUCAUUCUCGGUGCCACUCCCAAAGGAUUAAGUUGUUGGAAUUGGAAUAUGGAGCAAACCCACUAAGCACGAGAGCGGGAGUCCUCUGAGUGUGUGUCCGAGUGGGUCGCCCCGUGUCCCAGCCUUGCGUGUGCUGGAGAUCCCGCAAAUAUGGGAUGUGGACUAAGGAAACUAGAGGACCCGGAGGACAACAGCCCGGGAAAAAUCUACUCCACUUUAAAGAGACCACAGGUCGAGACCAAAACAGACUCCGUGUACGAGUAUGUGCUGCUGGACUUCAGUCUGGAAGGCAGUCGGCCUACAGUACAGUAUCUGUCCUCGCUGUGCGAGCUGCCCCAUGCCCUGCAGUCAUACUACACCCAGGGCUACGUACUGACUGCCCUGCAUCCCAUAAUCCUCUCGGUGGGCCGGACCCGCUUCCUGCCCUGCAGCCUGCUCUACCGGGCCAUUUUGGUCCGCCCACGAUCCAGUAAACAUGCAGUGCCAGUGAUUGACAGCUUGCCAGUGUUGCGAGUGGAGGAGUGGCCACUGCCCGGAGAAUCUCUGACCAGUGACACAGUGGGACUGCUCAUAGACAGGGUGAACAGCUAUGCCAGGGGUGGCGUGAGGUUUGUGGGGUCAGUGCUCCAGCAGGCUGGAGUAGGGGGGUGUAACAGUGGAGUGCCCAGUCCCAGGAGGGGCUGCCGUUCCCCACCCCGCACACCAACUGGAGACGCAGAUCUAGAGGGCCGUGGCUACAGCCCAGACCUGAGAUUGUUGGUGCUGUUUCACUCCUGGGGUCCGGGCUGUGCUCCGCUGGACUCUCUGGCCUGCUGUUACCACCAGGGGGCGCUGUCCAUGCGUGUGUCCAGGAAGGGUCAAGUUGUCAGUGCACUCGAAGCUGAUUGGCUGGAAUUGACCGCAGCUUUCUACCGCAAGGGCUGGUCAUUGGUCGACUCCUUUGUUUACUGGGACACACCUAAAGGUGAGCCGGUGCCCAGGUCUCUAGAGGGGCUGUUUGUCUAUGAGGAGAAAAGCAUAGCGCCCCCUGCCAAUGACACUGUUGUAGUGGAACAGUGGACCGUUAUAGAGGGUUCAGAUGUAAAGGCAGACUAUGGUCCUCUGCUCCACACAUUAGCAGAAUUCGGCUGGCUGCUCACUAGUGUGCUGCCCACCCCAAUUAUUCGCCAUGACAGUGAAGGGAAUCUCGCCACCAAGCAAGUUGUUUUCCUGCAAAGACCGGUCAAAGGCCAAACGGUACCACAACACAACCAGGGAUCCACGCGGCGAGAGGUGUGUAGUCACUCAGUGAGUCGGGGCGUGGAUGAACCGCACACAGAGCUGUCGUCUCCAUGUUCAGGGGGAAUUGGCGGUUUCCCUGUGUUUGGAGGGGGGUAUCCCAGUGUGCUGUCCCAUUUAGACGAGGGAGGAUAUGAGCCGGAUGACGGGGCUGCAGAAGUCACCUGUAUUUGAUGGAGUAACUCAAAAGAUGCAGUUUUCUUUUUCAAGUUCUGUCAGAAAUCUUUGGCGGUUGAGAGUGGCAGCUGCCCUAGAAUUUACCACAUCACCAGACCACAAGAGACUUGUGUUCCUGUAUUAGAAACCGACUUGUGGAACUCUUAAUGUUUUUUAAUUUAUUUUUUAACAAGCCAUAACGUAUUAGAGGCCGGUUUUAUUUACACUUGUAUUUUUAAUUUUAAGCACAAAGUUUAUGUGCAAUGAUACUUUGACACAAAGUAUCAAAAAUAGCACUGAAAUACACCUGUUAUUUACAUCAACAGUAUUUCACAGCAUUCGCACAAUACCACGUCCAGUUCAAAUCACAUUUGUCAAGCUCCAACACGUUUUUCUUCUUUGUCAUCACCGAGUGUCCUUCCUCACUGUUCAUAUUUUGCUUUUCUUUUUCCUGUUCCUUUUUUUUUUUUUACUCUAAACCAGCUGACAAUUCAGUUGUUUGUUCAAACACCUGCCACAGUUCAACAUAAACUCAGGAACCGAGUGUCCAAACAGCCCUUCUGCAGGACACAAAUUUUACUUGCUGUGCAGAUUUGACAUGCUUACAUUUUCUUACAGAAAUUUCCCAGGUCAAAACAUCAGGAAUGCUACUUGUAGCUUGAGAUGUUAGAUUUUAAGGGAAAAGCACAUGCAAUGUAAACCUAUUGAGCUUCAGGCUGGAGCCCAUGAAAACUAAAUGCUGAAUUUGA
Molecule: messenger RNA, 2373 nt
Organism: Carassius auratus (goldfish)
Lineage: Eukaryota; Metazoa; Chordata; Actinopteri; Cypriniformes; Cyprinidae
Product: raftlin-2-like
Exons: 9
Coding region: 341-1642 (433 amino acids)
Source: RefSeq, a predicted model, not a curated record